AUGGCAACAUUUCGACCGCGUAUCGCUAUCACUCUAGGCGACCCAGCCGGUGUCGGACCUGAAUUGGCAGUGAAGCUUCUCGCAGACCCUCAGAAUAGCGCGAGAGCCGACCUCCUUGUUCUUGCAGAUAAAUCCGAAGUCGAAGCUGCGGCCUCCGUCGCAAAUGUGACAAUCCCCGAAAGUAUACAGAUUCUGCACGAUGGAACAGCUCCGACCACGCCGAUUGAACGAGGGAAGAUAUCAAAGGCGGCAGGCGAGCGAACCUUGCACCAGCUCAAGCGAGCAACUGCAUUGGUGAACCAGGGAGAAGCGGACGCCAUUGUAUUCACGCCGCUCAACAAGACAUCACUUCAUAUGGCUGGGAUGCACGAGGAAGAUGAGCUGCGGUGGUUUGCGAUGCUCUUGAACCACAAAGGAACGACUAGCGAGGUCAAUAUUAUUCCAGGCCUGUGGACGGCGCGAGUGACAAGCCAUGUCGCAAUGAAAGAUGUGUCUGCAAGGAUCUCGAAAACGUCAGUCUCCGACUCAAUCGAGCUUUUGCAUAAUUUGCUUUCUGACUCUGGCAUCGCAAGUCCUCGCUUGGGUGUAUGCGCGUUGAACCCUCACAAUGGCGAGAAUGGGCUCUUUGGUCGUGAAGAGAUUGAUGUCAUUCGACCGGGUGUAGAGCUUGCUUUGUCGAAGGGGAUAGACGUCAAGGGGCCCUUUCCUAGUGAUACCAUCUUUGUCGCCCGAGCAAAUUAUGACGGCAUUAUAACCAUGUAUCAUGACCAGGGCCAAAUCGCCCUAAAGGUCAUUGGAUUCGAUGGUGGUGUGACCGUUCAAGGGGGAUUGCCGGUGGUGAUAGCCACCCCAGCACAUGGCACGGCGUUUGAUAUUGCGGGGAAGAACAUUGCUAGUGUGAGGAGCAGCCAAAAUGCAUUAGACAUCGCGAUUGCAGUUGCCAGCAAGAAGGCUGCUUUGCGAGCUACUCAAUAG
Penicillium waksmanii is the source of this 975-nucleotide messenger RNA. RefSeq lists its product as uncharacterized. Gene Ontology annotation, molecular function: NAD binding. NCBI's taxonomy places the organism in Eukaryota, Fungi, Ascomycota, Eurotiomycetes, Eurotiales, Aspergillaceae. The record is from RefSeq and is a predicted model, not a curated record. The transcript is spliced from 2 exons. The coding region runs from base 1 to 975 and encodes 324 amino acids.